Molecule: messenger RNA, 2523 nt
Organism: Cladocopium goreaui
Lineage: Eukaryota; Dinophyceae; Suessiales; Symbiodiniaceae
Source: the annotation of a GenBank genome assembly
AUGGCAAGGCACGACCUGCUGAAGCUCUUCAAAACGGCCGCGGGUUCGCCACAGGACGCCUUGCAGCGCAUGGCUGUGAGCGGAGCGCCCUCGGAGGCAGAAUGGACCUCAGCCCUGCAGGAGGGCGAUACGCGGACGGGGGCAUCCAAUCAAGAACCACUACCCGAUGGAUCAAAACUAUCACAUGGUCUCCCAACUGCUUUGGUGCCAGCCAAAACAGAGAGCACAGCCCAAGAAGACAUGAUCAAAGUCACGCUGCAAGAUGGAUCAGAAGUGUAUGUGAAACGUAGCAACAUAGAUCUUCCUGACACGCCAGAUGUGGGUCAAAAGCGCCCCCCCCCAUCGACAGUUACUUCUGGCUCAGAAGUGGCUAAGCAGGAGGACGAGGCCCCUGAGUUUGGGGAUAUGGAUCCCAACGCGAGGAGGGCGCUCAUGCAAAACAGACGGGAGAUGGAUUACAAAAAGGCUAGGAAGCUGGAUCCUGUGUCUGGCUUAGUCGAUCCCCCCGUUCCCCUCCCUACGGCCAGGUUUGAACUCUCCUUCCCAGGAACUGCUUCAACGUUAGAAGAGUUACGGACGGUAUUGGAAGAGUACCAUUCUACCCAGGUAGUCCCAGCAGUAGCUCAUAUGCAGAACCGAAUGGAUGAAAUUGCACAGACCCCAGCACCUGUAGUCCAGACCUCCCUGUUGGUUCAAAGUUUGUCAGCGUAUGACAUUUCCAACGUGCCAGAUUCUGAUUUGAUUUCAGUCUUGCCUUUUGAUAUUCGGUUCCUUUCCUUGACAGAUGAAGUGCUUGAAGAUUUGGAGAAAAAUCCGUUGGCACCUGUAGUGUCAAGUCGGGGUCUCCAAUCAGACGUGAACUCUGCGGCCUCUGAAAAGGGCAUUUCGGGUAAGGAUUUUGGUAAAGGGGCCCCCCAAAGAGACCGUGGAUUUAAGGGGUCUAAGGGCAAAGGAAAAGAGAGCAAAGGAUCAAAGGGACACAAAUCUGGCAAGAAAUCUGCCCCGGAACAACAAGCAACCCCGCUGUGGAAAGGCAACCGGCGAUACGACGAUGAGCCAGACAAUGAUCCUCCACCAUGGGAAGACAAGCGAACCCCAGCCAUGUAUAGGUCACAGCGCUCACCUGUCAGGGGCAAAGGAGAUGGUGGUAAACGAUGCUCUGGUGGAAAAAAUCACUCCUCCUCUGCCGUGCUUGCGUUGAAGCUGUGCUUUGUUUGCCAUAAUCUCUUCGGGUUUAAUUCAUCUUGCGACCAGUGCGCGUAUGGCCGGACAAAUGUCGAGGCCGCCCGAGCCAUGGGAUCCACACGUGAUCCAGAACCCAUGGAUAUGCUAUGCAACAUGCCUUGUCACUUUGAUUUGGGGACUGAAAGGUGCUGCAAAUUUGCCCAUGAGAAGGGCGGACUUCUGGGACAUGGAGAUUGCGUCCAAUGCCACAUGUUGAAAAGUGCGUGGCAACGGUGGUUGCUCCAGGGGCUGGAAGCCCCCCAUGCCCUGCACAAGUCUUUGAUCCGAUCACUUCUGGAAAAGUUGACCAUCGGCGCAUUUUCUUCUCCCGUGUCCACGUUUCCUUCGCUCCUCAGCGACCAGCUGUUGGCUCAGGUGAGUGAAGUUUCUCCUCCCGUUUUUCAAAACUGGAUGGCGAAAGUUCCUGCCGCAACGGACCUACUGCCUAUCCUCUUUAGUGGGCCUCCAUUGAAAUGGGAACAGCCAUCUGAGAGAGCUUUGCUGGCCGACGAAUGGCAAUAUUUUGACACCAUGGACCAAGCCAACUACAACUGGACUUUCUACACCCUGGACAGUAUGCAAGCCUUGAUAGGUGCUUGGUUUGACGAUUUCUUGGUUUUGAACAAAUGGCAGGAAACAUUGUUGUGGGCUAUCCAGCCUUAUGGUUCUACUUCAUCAUCCGCCGUGCCGAGUACAUUCAUUCCUUGGGAUCGCCUGGUCGCAGCUUCAUACAGGGCAGCAAUGGCGGAAGCCAAACUGCCAGCACCUCAGCGAUGGCGCUCGGAAAACAUCGAUAGAUUGGUGAAAUACUACUUUGAUCACAGCAAAAUGUUAGAUACCCUUCCCAAGUUAGACCAAAUAGCCGCAGACUGGGCAGAUUUUUUGGCACAGGACCCGGAAGCAAUGAAUAUUUUUUUUGGAGUUGACCCUCACACCAAAGAGAAGCUCAAACACCUGGCAAAUUUUGCAUCGAAUUUCAGUGAUUGCUUGUACUGGCAGCUCGCUGGGCUGUACAAAGUACAGUCAACGGCGACGCAUCAGUUGCAAAUGCCCAAUUCAGAACUAGGCAUGUUGUAUGAACUGAUUGCGCAGCAUCUCAAAGCCAACCCUGCACAUCGACCAGCAGCUGAGUUUGGCGUCAAUCGUAACUAUACCCAGAAAGGCAAUUCCAUGGAAGCUCUCAUGCUGUAUAUAGCCGAACAUCUCUCCCACAUUUUAGUUUGGUCCACAGCAUGGGCAAUUUUGCAAGCACAGUUUAAAGAUUCCACCCAUUGGUGGCUGGAGAAGGUUGUUUACUGA